This is a messenger RNA of Gongylonema pulchrum, 342 nucleotides long. The record is from the annotation of a GenBank genome assembly. Lineage: Eukaryota; Metazoa; Nematoda; Chromadorea; Rhabditida; Gongylonematidae.
CUGUAUGGCACCGUAUUUCGAUUUUAUUUCCGAAACAUUGUUACAGUUUUUAUACCAUUUUUCUUGCUCGCCUAUCUAAAUAUUCGUAUUGUUUCGACGCUCCGUGGGCAGCAGCGAACAGCAUCGCUUUUCAAGUUUCGAUGCAGUGAACACAAAGCAAGCAAAUUCAUUAUGAGUCAGGAACCAAGGAUAGGUGAUCUGGGAAAGAAGCGUAAGAUUCGGUCAGCGACUCGACUAACAGUGCUCAUUGUAUGCUCAUAUCUCAUGGCCAAUGUUCUCAAUGUAAUGAUUACCGCUUGGGAAUACAUUGAUUUCGAAUCUGCUCAAACAGAAGAAGCAUUC